Prosopis cineraria is the source of this 1947-nucleotide messenger RNA. RefSeq names its product cytochrome P450 71D10-like. The record is from RefSeq and is a predicted model, not a curated record. NCBI's taxonomy places the organism in Eukaryota, Viridiplantae, Streptophyta, Magnoliopsida, Fabales, Fabaceae. The coding region runs from base 350 to 1840 and encodes 496 amino acids. Gene Ontology annotation, molecular function: iron ion binding; heme binding; monooxygenase activity. The transcript has 2 exons.
ACUUUCUUCAAUUCCUUCACAUCUUUCCACUUUUUUCAGGUUUCCAGAACUUAUCGCCGAAAAUCUCUUCCUCCUCUUCUUUUUCUUUCAAUUUUCUUGCUCUUCCAGUACUUUCUGGCUCUCUUCAUCAAUCCCUGUUGAAGCUCUUGCCUUGUUCUUCUUGAUGAAAAUAUUCAACUGGUGGAACCAGUUCUGACGCCUGAGAAGAACAACCAGUGCGAUGAUCUGGUUCUAGAAUGCUCAAUUAUAGUUCGUGUCCCAUGAGGUAAUAUAAUGAUGAGUGACUUCUAAUUUUUUGACACAUGUAUGUCAUGCGGCAUUGAUUGGAUGCUUCACUUUUAGCAACCAUAUGGAGAUUCACAUCUUCUUCUUCACCUUUUCGUGCUUCCUCCUUCUGAUAUACAAGCUAUCAAAUCCCAGGAAAUCCAACAAAGGGCUAACCUUACCUCCAGGGCCAUGGAAGUUACCUCUUAUAGGGAACAUCCAUCAAAUUGUAGGGUCACUACCUCAUCACUCCUUUAGAAAUUUGGCAAACAAGUACGGACCCUUGAUGCACCUUCAGCUUGGACAGACAUCCAGUGUCAUUGUCUCUUCCUCAGAAAUUGCCAAACAGAUCUUCACAACACAUGACCUAGUCUUCUCCAACAGACCUGAUGUUUUUGCAGCCAAGAUCAUCUCUUACAAUAACAUAGGUAUUGGCUUUUCUCCAUACGGAAACCAUUGGAGGCAGCUUCGUAAAAUAUGUACUUUGGAACUUUUGACGCCGAAGCGUGUUAGGUCCUUUAGAUACAUAAGGGAAGAGGAAGUAUCUGCCCUCAUCAAAGAUAUUUGCUCUAAUGAAGGGUCACUCAUAAAUCUGAGUGAGAAAGUUUUUGCAACCACGAAUUCCAUAAUCUCAAGAGCAGCCUUUGGCAAGAAGUCAAGAGAUCAAGAAGCUUUCAUAGAUAGUCUAAAGGAUACCAUGAAGUUGAUAGGAGGUUUCUCAGUUGUGGAUCUGUUUCCUUCUAUCAAAGCGCUUCAAGUGAUUACAGGUAUGAAAGCUAAACUUGAAAGGAUCCAUAGAUUGAAUGAUGAAAUCAUCGAAAACAUCAUCAGGGAUCACAAAGAAAGAAAAGCCAGAAACAAUGAAAGUAACGAAGAGAAUCUGCUGCAUGUUCUUCUAAAGAUUCAGCAGGGGAAAGAUCUAGAACUUCCCUUGACUCAUGACCACGUCAAAGUCGUCCUUCUGGACAUGUUCAUUGCUGGAUCUGAGACAUCAUCAACUACUCUAGAGUGGGCCAUGGCAGAAUUAAUGAAGAACCCAAAGGUAAUGGAGGAGGCUCAAGCUGAGGUCAGAAAGAUUUACAAAGAAAAAGGGUAUGUGGAUGAAAGUGAGAUUCAUCAAUUGAAAUACCUAAACUCAAUUGUGAAAGAAACCUUAAGGCUUCACCCACCAGGGGUGCUGCUACUUCCACGGGAAAACACACAGGUGUGUGUGAUCAAUGGAUAUGAGAUACCUAAAAAGACUAAAAUCAUUGUCAACGGUUGGGCAAUAAUGAGAGAUCCUAAGUUUUGGGAUGAUGCUGAUACCUUCAAGCCAGAGAGGUUUUUGGAUAAUCCAAUCGAUUUUAGAGGAAUGAAUUUUGACUAUAUACCAUUUGGUGCUGGAAGGAGAAUGUGUCCUGGAAUUAACUUAGCUAUGCCUAACAUUGAGCUUCCACUGGCCAAUUUGCUGUAUCAUUUUGACUGGAAGCUACCAAAUGAAAUCACUCAUGAAGAGUUUGACAUGUCAGAGAUGUUUGGUGUUAGUGUAAGGAGAGCAGAGAACCUCUGGCUAGUACCAGUUGUUUAUCAAUCCUAGUUCUAUAAAAGGCCAAAAAGGCCUCUGUGACAUGUCGCCUCUUGGUAUUUUUAAUCCUUUGACUCUGAAUGAAGGUACUCAGCGACUUAUUUUGCCCUUUUCGUUUA